UGCCACACUCUGCUCUACGUCUACAAUCUACCAGCAAAUAAAGACGGCAAGAGCAUCAGCAACAGGCUCAGACGCCUGUCUGAUAACUGUGGUGGAAAAGUGCUGAGUAUCACGGGCUGCAGUGCAAUUCUCCGCUUCAUAAACCAAGACAGUGCAGAACGGGCUCAGAAGCGAAUGGAAAAUGAAGAUGUCUUUGGUAAUAGGAUCAUCGUGUCAUUUACUCCAAAAAAUAGAGAACUCUGUGAAACAAAGAGUUCAAGUGCAAUUGCUGAUAAAGUGAAGUCCCCCAAAAAACUUAAGAAUUCAAAACUGUGCCUCAUCAAAGAUACAAAUGAACAAUCUUCCAGUGCCAAAGCCAUGCCUGGAAAAGGGUUGCAGGCAAAUUCUGGAUCUACUGCAAGAAGUACAAGUGUUAAAAGUUUACAGGAGCUGUGCCGCAUGGAGUCAAAGGCAGGUAAUAGAAGCAGUGAGCACCAGCAAGGAGGCAUGAGGCCGGUAGCAUGUCCUCACAGUAACUCAAAUGCUGCAGUGCUGACGUCUAAAAACUUGGGGAUGGCAGAAUCAGUUUACAAAACCAAUCAGAAUAAAGAGAACCUCAGUGCUCGAAGUGUUACCAGUUCUCCAGUAGAGAAAAAAGAUAAAGAGACUGUAUUCCAAGUGAGUUACCCAUCUGCCUUUAGCAGGUUGAUUGCAUCAAGGCAAGUCAGUCCUCUGCUCACAUCUCAGUCUUGGUCUUCUAGCAGGAGCGUGUCUCCAAACCUUUUAAACAGAGCCUCCCCACUUGCUUUCAACGUUGCAAGCUCGAGCAGCGGAGCCGACUGCCUAGACCCAUAUGCAAAUGGUGCUGACAUUCAGGUCAGCAACAUAGACUACAGAUUAUCCCGGAAGGAGCUGCAGCAGCUCGUGCAUGAAGCAUUUUCUAGGCAUGGCAAGGUGAGGAGUGUUGAGCUCAGCCCCCAUACAGAUUAUCAGCUCAAGGCUGUUGUUCAGAUGGAAAACUUACAAGAAGCAAUCAGUGCAGUGAAUAGCCUCCACAGAUACAAAAUUGGUAGCAAGAAGAUCCUGGUCUCACUUGCCACAGGAGCUGCUAAUAAAUCACUGUCUUUACUGAGUGCAGAAACAAUAUCUAUUCUUCAGGAUGCUCCUGCCUGCUGUCUGCCUCUUUUUAAAUUUACAGAUAUCUAUGAAAAGAAGUUUGGACACAAGCUGAAUGUGUCAGAUCUAUAUAAAUUAACAGACACGGUCACAAUCCGUGAACAAGGAAAUGGACGUCUGGUGCGUCUCUUACCCAGCAGUCAAGCCCGCCAGAGCCCCUUGGGGUCUUCCCAGUCACAUGAUGGCUCCUCCACAAAUUGCAGCCCAAUUAUAUUUGAAGAGUUAGAAUAUCACGAGCCUGUCUGCAGACAGCAUUGUUCUGAUAAGGAUUUCAGUGAGCACGAAUUUGAUCCAGACUCUUACAAGAUUCCUUUUGUGAUUCUCUCUUUGAAGACAUUUGCGCCCCAGGUUCACAGUCUUCUCCAGACCCAUGAGGGCACUGUGCCUUUAUUAAGCUUUCCAGAUUGUUAUGCUGCAGAGUUUGGUGAUCUAGAAGUAGUGGAGGAAAACCAAGGGGGUGUUCCCUUAGAACACAUCAUCACCUGCGUUCCAGGUGUAAACAUUGCCACUGCUCAGAAUGGCAUCAAGGUAGUUAAAUGGAUUCACAACAAGCCCCCACCUCCCAACACAGACCCUUGGCUUCUGCGUUCUAAAAGCCCUGUAGGUAACCCCCAGCUGAUCCAGUUCAGUAGAGAAGUGAUCGACUUGUUGAAGAGCCAGCCAUCUUGUGUCAUACCAAUUAGUAAUUUCAUCCCAUCCUAUCACCAUCAUUUUGCAAAGCAGUGCCGAGUAUCAGACUACGGAUAUUCCAAGCUGAUUGAAUUAUUAGAAGCAGUGCCUCAUGUGUUGCAGAUUCUCGGAAUGGGUUCCAAACGUUUGCUGACGCUUACUCACAGGGCCCAGGUGAAGCGCUUUACUCAAGACUUACUGAAGCUCCUCAAAUCCCAGGCCAGCAAGCAGGUUAUUGCAAGAGAGUUCUCACAGGCCUAUCAUUGGUGUUUCUCAAAGGACUGGGAUGUCACCAAAUAUGGUGUUUGUGAGUUAAUUGAUAUUGUGUCAGAGAUUCCAGACACAACCAUCUGCUUGUCCCAACAAAAUAAUGAAAUGGUGAUUUGUAUCCCCAAAAGAGAACGUACUCAGGAUGAAAUAGAAAGGACAAAACAGUUCUCCAAGGAUGUUGUUGAUUUGCUGCGUCACCAACCCCACUUCCGGAUGCCCUUCAAUAAGUUCAUCCCCUCUUACCAUCACCACUUUGGCCGGCAGUGCAAACUCGCAUACUAUGGGUUUACCAAACUACUCGAACUUUUCGAAGCCAUACCUGAUAUUUUACAAGUGAGUGAAGAAAUUCUAAUAACAUAAGUAUUUUCCUGAACAAUGUAUAGGGAAAAUUUUUUCAUUUUCAGGACCUAUUUUCCUGGGAAGUAGGGAGUUACGAAAGAGGAUGAAAAUCUGAAAUAUUCCAAUCAGAGAAGCUAUGUUAUUGACUCAUUAAUAUUUUUAGGUAAAUGUGGUUUUUCCCCUUAAAUAAAGAAUUAUUCUCCAACCUUGGUUUAGGG
This is a messenger RNA of Galeopterus variegatus (Sunda flying lemur), 2651 nucleotides long. RefSeq names its product meiosis arrest female protein 1. The transcript is spliced from 13 exons. NCBI's taxonomy places the organism in Eukaryota, Metazoa, Chordata, Mammalia, Dermoptera, Cynocephalidae. The annotation marks the transcript as partial. Gene Ontology annotation, molecular function: RNA binding. The record is from RefSeq and is a predicted model, not a curated record.